Messenger RNA from Monoraphidium neglectum, 1926 nucleotides. RefSeq lists its product as hypothetical. NCBI's taxonomy places the organism in Eukaryota, Viridiplantae, Chlorophyta, Chlorophyceae, Sphaeropleales, Selenastraceae. The coding region runs from base 1 to 1926 and encodes 641 amino acids. The record is from RefSeq and is a predicted model, not a curated record. The transcript has 14 exons.
AUGGCGCACCAAUGGGCCUGCGGCCAACGGGGGCUGGUACUGGUGCUGGCGCUGGCUGUGGCGCUGCAGGCGCGCGUUGCCCAGGCUGUUGACCUGAUAUCGGCGUCGCGGCUGGAGACUUGCGUCGUGGACGGCAGCGUGAACGCCACACAGCAGCUGUCGUGCGCCCAGAAGCUGGUCAUGACGCUGUCGGUGGACAGCGGCGACGCCGUAGCCACGUCGGUGCUGGAGCUGACCUUGGACUGCAUCAACAGCCCGACGGGCAGCUGCCCCUGCCCCUGCAACUACGCCACAGACCUCAGCUGCCAAUGCAGGCAAGGGCAGCUCAAGGACCUCGUUGCCCCGCUGCGCGUCAACUUGACAAAGUCCCCGCUUUGGGCCAACUACCCGAUCCAGUACCUUCAAAAGUUCAACUGGAAACCCACAGAGGCCAUCGUGCGGCCGGGAAACGCAGUCUGCCUGGCGGGUGACUACGAGACCAACCCGACCUGCGGCUGGUACUACCUGGCGGGCGUCAAGCAGCCCGACAGCCAGGGCUUCACGUGCGAGUGCAGCGCGACGCAGAUCUGGGACGACACAUUUGGCACCAGCAAGGAGCGCACGCGUGCCAACCUGGACUGCGACUUCUUCUCAAACCUUUGGGACAUAGCCCUGGGCCACAACCCCUGCAGUGCCCACUGCCUACAAUUCGACCCAGUUUGGGCAGGGGGCUACGCAUUGGGAGCAUCCAGCCUAUACUUUGAAAUCAGCAUUGGCCUUACCACCACCCUGGCGGCGACGACGGCAACCAGUGACUCGGGGGCCGGCACGACGCAGACCAGCAGCGAGGUCAUUACAGUGUCACCCGUGACGCCCAUAGCCGCAGCCAGCAGCCGCGUGCUCCUGGCCAAGCUGCUGGGUGACCUGGCAGGGUACUCGCAGCUGCCUGUGCUCAGCGACAGGGUGCUGAUGAUCCCCGGCACAAGUGCCGACCUGAAAAGCGCGGACCGCUGGAUGCUGGUCACCAGGGAUCGCAUCACAUUCUCAGGCACAGAGUGCGACAAGGUGGGCACGUCCUUUGCGGCGUUCCGUAAUCAGCCCAACGGCUGCGCCCGCGCGACGGGCACGUGCCUCACGGGGCAGCUGAAGGACCUGUUUGACGAGGACACCGCCAGGGUGGCGGCGGGGCUGGUGCCGCUGUACUGGGUGAAGCAGUUCGGCUACGGCACAGGCAGCGCCCUGGUCAGGUCCCCAGGGGCCAGCGACAUCUCGUUCGCGCUUCCCGUAACCAGCCGCCGCAGCAGCGUGGUGACGCUGGAGGUGGCGGCUGAUGCUGUGAAGUUCAUUACCAACUCGUCACCAGGGAGGAUCACCGGCACCGUGGCGGCCAGCUACACGCUCGCCGUCGCCAACUGCACUGUCGGCGUUGCGCCUGUGGAGGCGCAGCGGCUUGCGCUGGACCCAAACGCCACGAUGCUGAUCACGCCCUUCCAGAUAUACGUCCAGGACAGCAAUGCCAGCGACGACCGGUACUGCUGGCUGAUGCUGUACGACAGCCAGGGCCGCGUCAGCGACAAGAGCAAGGCGCGUGCACUGGCUGCGCGCGUCCCGUUUUUCACCAACGCCACACAGUGGGGGGAGGUCCCCACUGGUGGCCUCAAAGGCGGCGGCGACGGCGUCCUCAUCCGGCGCACCCCCUCUGAGUGCACCCAGGUGUGUGGGGCAAUAUACAAUGUCAAGUGCCUCUGGAAAAACAAGUGCUGGGGCAAGAUCGGCGGAGUCUUCGGCCUCAUCGGCGGCCUGGUCGCGGGAGCGGGCGCCAGUCGUUGCGGCAGCAGCAACAGCAGCAUCAGCAGCAGCAGCAGCAGCAGCAGCAGCAGCAGCAGCAGCAGCAGCAGCAGCAGCAGCAGCAGCAGCAGCAUCGUGGAGGGCGUGCCAGCAGCCUGA